AGUGUAUAAAGCGAUGGAAGAUGCAGUGAAUGAAUCCACACCUUGCGUUGUGAUGCAAUUGUGCUGGGUUGCAUUUAAUCAAAUACCUAUUGUGGAUGUCUCCUAUCGUACGGAUUGGGAAACCAGGGCAUGGUCUGUCUAUUCUCGCUUUAUGUGCUCUGAAUAUCUUCACCCAGAACAACCGGAGGCACCUAGUUUUAUUCAUGAUAUAUUGUGUAUAGCAGCACACACACCAGAAGUAGCUACCGAUAAAAAGGCAAGAUAUACAAAGACAAUGAGCGUUUACCAAUUGUUGGUUAGAUUAAAUUUUGAUAAACUCUUGUGUGACAAUCGUGUGCUAGAACCGUUACUUUGUACUUUUUUACUGGAGUGUAAAGGAACACCUACACAUAUUGUCGAUAUCUGCAAGGAAGCAUUUGAAAUACGGAAAAGAAAACGAGCCUUUCAGCAUGAAAUACAUCCAAAGGUGCCCUUUUCGCUGAUAUGGGGAUAUCUUAUUUUGUGCCUAAAGGCAGGUGAUGAAAUACACUUGCCGAGUGUUUUGAUGGAUAUUAUGGAAUACCUGAAUGCCAAUAUAAAAGUGCCAUCUACUUUAUUAGCACCAGUACAGAAAUUUCAUGACAAAUAUAUUUGUCAGCAAAACACAUGUUAUUUUGACCAAUACAUGUUUAAACAUAUUGAAUAUACAGAGAAUUUGGAGGAUAGAGAUACGCCCGAAGACAUGAAUGAAUAUGGCAUUCUGUGUCUACCUUCACCGCUUAUUCACCAUACCAAUAUACAGGAGCCUGAAGAACCCACCAUAGCCGAGGCAGUCAUGAUGGGACCAGGACGAGACGAAAUCAUAUCAGAUAGGCAAAUGUAUCAUUCCAGCAACAAGGCAAAAGCUCUAAUUAGACAUGUAUGUAAUACACUUACAGAUCGUCAAGCAUCAUUAUAGGCUUUUUUUCCCACGUGAUCCAACCCUAUUGUAACAGAAGAAACUUGUAUUUCUUCUCACCCUUUUUUUCUUUUUCUUUUUUUCUUUCUUUUCUCUCUUUUUUUUUUGAUAUAAACAAUGGGUAACGUUCCUUCCAAAAA
Molecule: messenger RNA, 1077 nt
Organism: Mucor mucedo
Lineage: Eukaryota; Fungi; Mucoromycota; Mucoromycetes; Mucorales; Mucoraceae
Exons: 1
Coding region: 14-937 (307 amino acids)
Source: RefSeq, a predicted model, not a curated record